Talpa occidentalis (Iberian mole) is the source of this 1620-nucleotide messenger RNA. RefSeq names its product olfactory receptor 13A1-like. Gene Ontology annotation, biological process: G protein-coupled receptor signaling pathway. The coding region runs from base 112 to 1329 and encodes 405 amino acids. Gene Ontology annotation, cellular component: membrane. The record is from RefSeq and is a predicted model, not a curated record. NCBI's taxonomy places the organism in Eukaryota, Metazoa, Chordata, Mammalia, Eulipotyphla, Talpidae. The transcript has 4 exons. Gene Ontology annotation, molecular function: olfactory receptor activity; G protein-coupled receptor activity.
GCUGUGGUCAUGAGCCUCAAGCCGCACUAAUGGUCCCUGCGAGCCUCCUCCGGCGGCCUCCCCAGGGCCCGCCCCGGCUCCUGGCCCCCGCCUUGGAGACUCUGAGGUUUCAUGAGCAGCGGAGCUCGCGCCAGAGUGCAGUGGACACGGAGAGGCCACAAGACGAAGCCACAGCACGGCCGGUCAGGCCCAGCAGAGGACGCGGCCCCAGACAGGCCAGAGUGUGGGAGCUGCCCUCACAAGGGCACCAGCCUGGAAAGUGUCCGGCCUCUCCAGAGACUGUGUCAGAAGGGCCGUCCUGACUCCCAGGUGCCUGCGGGAAACAUCACACGGGAACAGGCAGGAUCUGCAGAGGGCGCCAUGAAGUCAGGCCUGGGGGCCGCUUCCGGCAGGGCUGCAGCGCACAACUGGACGCAGGUGGAGGUGUUCGUCCUUCAGGGCUUCUCCGAGCACCCUGAGCUGCGGCUGCCCCUGCUGGGCUGCUUCCUGGCCCUGUAUGGCCUGGCGCUGGCGGGCAACGCCGUCAUCCUUGUGCUGAUCAGCUGCAGCGCCAGCCUGCGCAGCCCCAUGUACUUCUUCCUGUUCAACCUGGCCUCCAUGGACGUCAUCUGCACCUCGUCCGUGGUGCCCAAGACGCUGGUGGGCCUGGUGUCGGAGACGGAGAACACCAUCUCCUUCCAGGGGUGCAUGGCCCAGCUCUUCUUCCUCCUCUGGUCCCUGUCCGGAGAGCUGCUGCUGCUCACAGUCAUGGCCUAUGACCGCUACGUGGCCAUCUGCCACCCGCUGCACUACAGCUCCAUCAUGAGCCCACAGCUGUGUGGGGUGCUGGCUGCAGCCGUCUGGGCCAUCUGUGCCGUCAAUGCUUCGGUGCACACCGGGUUGAUGGCGCGUCUCACCUUCUGUGGUCUCAACAUCAUCUCGCACUUCUUCUGUGAGAUCCCCUCCCUGCUACUGCUCUCCUGCAGCUCCACCCUCAUCAACAGCAUCAUGACGAUUUUGGCUGAUGCCUUCUACGGGGUCAUCAACUUCCUGCUCACGCUGGGGUCCUACGGCUGCAUCAUCGCCAGCAUCCUGCGCAUCCGCUCGGCUGAGGGCAAGCGUCGAGCGUUUUCUACUUGCUCCUCCCAUCUGCUGGUGGUCACUUUCUACUACUCAGCUGUGUUCUGUGCCUAUAUCAACCCGGGGUCCAGCUACAGUCCUGAGAGAAACAAAUUGUUUGGAAUACUGUACACUAUGCUCGGCCCCGCCUUGAACCCCCUCAUCUACUCUCUGAGAAACGCUGAGGUCAAGCAGGCCCUGAGGAGACUCCUUAACCUCUGCAGAUGCUAACACCACGUGCAAGCCCUUCUUCCAGUUGGCUUUCCCCCCCAACCCCCUGGGUCUCCCUGAGACCAGUCUUGUAGAUGUGAGACCAGCCAGCCCCUCUCAGUUAGCAUAAGCAUAGGCACUGGCCAUGCUAGCUGAGCCAGGACACCUGGACACCCAGGAAGCCUCAACUGGAUCUGAGGCGGGUUUGUGCUCAUGCACCCAGGACAGGCCCUAGGUUUGGUCACCCAAGCUAUGAGCUUCAUAGGUGUUUUGUCUUGAUUGGGAAAAGCCCCUAACCUGAGACUAAUAACA